AUGGCACCAGCUGGCAACAUUUUGUCUGGACGAACUUGCCUAGUAACAGGAGGGGCUGGGGGUCUAGGCAGAACAAUCGCUCUCGCUCUGCUAGACGAAGGCGCAAAGGUGGUUGUCAGUGACUUCAGCGAAAGCCUCCUCGACUCUGUGGCAGCAAAUUUCCAAUCGAAAGAAUCCGUAUUGUUGCUUCCGGCCGAUGUCACGGACGCCGGAGCAGUGGAAUCUCUGAUAUCCAGGACGGUAGAGCACUUCGGCCAGCUUGACGUCCUUGUCAAUUGUGCCGGCAUCUUUGACCGCUUCGAGCCGGUGGGGCAACUGAACCAAGCACUGUGGUCUAAGGUCAUGGACGUCAACAUCACAGGACCUUUUCUGUUGAGCAAGGCUGCUGUCAACCAUUUCCUAGACAGAAGAGCAACAGAUGCAUCAAUCAUCAAUAUAGGGUCGUUGGCAAGCGAGCACGGAUGGUGUGGUGGUGCCGCAUAUACUACCAGCAAACAUGCCGUAAAGGGCCUCACUAAAGCCACCGCGGCUUUCUACAGAAACAAGGGCAUCCGGUGUAACUUGGUCAUGCCGGGAGGAAUGAACACCGACAUUGUUGGGAAUGUUGCCCGAAGCCAAGGUCUGCAUGCAGAAGGUCAGAAGAUGCUAGAUGCCGUCGUAGAUGUGUUGAACACACCUAUUUCCGAUACGAAAGAGGUGGCCAAUUUGGUUACGUUUCUGGCCUCUACGAGGUCAUCUGCCUUGACUGGUGCUGUGGUCAAGGCCGACCAUGGUAUAACAACGGUCAUAUAG
Exophiala spinifera is the source of this 792-nucleotide messenger RNA. RefSeq lists its product as uncharacterized. The transcript is spliced from 2 exons. The coding region runs from base 1 to 792 and encodes 263 amino acids. The record is from RefSeq and is a predicted model, not a curated record. NCBI's taxonomy places the organism in Eukaryota, Fungi, Ascomycota, Eurotiomycetes, Chaetothyriales, Herpotrichiellaceae. Gene Ontology annotation, molecular function: oxidoreductase activity, acting on the CH-OH group of donors, NAD or NADP as acceptor.